Molecule: messenger RNA, 282 nt
Organism: Stylonychia lemnae
Lineage: Eukaryota; Ciliophora; Spirotrichea; Sporadotrichida; Oxytrichidae
Source: the annotation of a GenBank genome assembly
AUGAACUUAAAUGUGCUUCCAAACAUUGCGUACUCAAUGUGUCUGAAUAAAGAUUUUUAUGAUACUGAGAAAGCAUUAGAAAUUGAGGAGAAAAAUUUCCAAAGAGAAUUUGAGCAAUAAGUUUAUCCCUAAGAUUAAGUUUAUAAACCCUUAGGAUUUGAUUAAAGAGAUGAGGAAGAGGAAGAAGAAGAGGAGGAAGAUAUUGAUAUGGGUAAUUCAGAUAGAGAAUUUGAUGAUUAUGCUGAAGAACUAGAGGGAUCUGAUACAGACCUGCACUAAUGA